CCACACCCUAUUUAAACCCCGCUAGCUCGAUUAGGUCGCUAGUCGAAUGAACAAUGGGCUUUGUGGGCAAAAUUCUUCUUAUGGCGGCCUCUGCACUUGGCGUGGUUUACACAGUGGCUUCGAUAAUUGGAUAUCGAGUAAUAAUUGAAGCCGAAGUGAAACCGGAUUACGCAAAUGCCGCGAUAGCAUGCAUGUUUAUCACAUUCUUUAUCUACGCGGGUGCUCUGGUAUUCCUGUUCGUAACGCUGUGUUGUCCGUGUAGCGAUGUGAUAAUGGGCAUUAUCAUCGGUUGUACUGGCGGAGCAGCGUGCUUGUUUUCUAUUUUCUCCUAUGGGUCAAUGAACAAACAAUUGAUAGACCUAAAUACAAACUUACCGACAGUUGGUGAGUGGCUGUUUGGCAGUAUGGCAAUGGGUGCCGGAUUACUUUUGGUGGCGUUAACAAUGGCUGUUUCGUAAACUGUGUGAAUCGGAAGUUACUGCUUGGAUGAUUUCAUAUAUAUGUUACGCACAAAUAAAAAUUUUCCUAUAUCCAGUGAAGUAUCGGUUCCUACCAUUACAUCCUUGCAAAUUCAAUAUCAAAUAUCAAACA
This is a messenger RNA of Dicrocoelium dendriticum, 591 nucleotides long. The record is from the annotation of a GenBank genome assembly. NCBI's taxonomy places the organism in Eukaryota, Metazoa, Platyhelminthes, Trematoda, Plagiorchiida, Dicrocoeliidae.